AAAAAAAUCUGGCCACCUGGCGCCAUUAAUCUAGGGUUGAGAGAAAGAGAGAGCGAGCAUCCAGAGCUGAUGACUGUGUAUUACGUGUAAAUAAAAAUAGAAACCGUAAUCCGGAGACUGAAGAGCUGGAGCUUUUACUGCCUUUUCCCCACAAGCACACGAAUCAACGCGUGGCGUCGUGAAAGCCUCUGAUCCAGUUCCACUCUAAUAGCUCGGACUGGGAAGAAGCCCGCCCCAAAGCAAAUCCCCCCAAAGAAGAAGAAGAAGAAGAAGAUCCAUUUAAGUUGCAGUAAUUUGGCGCCGAUGGCGGCUGCUGCUUCUUAUCUUUGUCAACAGAGGAUUGGAAGUUUGAACUGCAGCCUUUUUUCAUGUCAUGGAAUUAGCUUUCUCGGCAAAACCUUCCUGUUCUGCAUUAUUAUUCCAAUAAUAAUGCCCACAGCAUAAACGAAAAAUUUCACGAGUUCAUCUGAAUACUCAGAAUUAGCAUGAAGGUGGUUUUGAUCUUGAGCCAAACUAGUGUUAUUAAAGUGUUGCUAUGUCAACAGUUGUCAUGUGACUAAACGUGUCUAAGGGCAAUUGUUAAAUUUGAUCUGGGUAAGUUAGUUUACUGGUCUGCGAGACUGCCUUUACCCAAGCUGACCUAUUUGUAUUUCCCAACAUGAUGAGCAAUACAGCCUUACUCAAGUUCCAUAUUCUAUACAAGUGUUGAGGAUUUGCAUUUCUGUGCUAAAACUACGUUUGUGAUAUCUAUGUAAUUUAUUGAGUUUGGUAGUUGUUGGGUGUUUCUUCUGUUAUUUGGGAGGAUUAGCUUAAUUAUUGGACAGUAGUGCUAAGCUCCUGUCUAUUUGAGGAGUCAAACAACAUCAUGGAAACUGCAAUUUUGAUUGCUAAUCAUCAGCCAAGCAUCAUUCAGAGGUUGCUAGCUGCUCUUGUGCCUGUGCUUUUAAUUGCAAUGGGAUAUAUUGACCCAGGAAAAUGGGCUGCAGCUGCUGAGGGUGGAGCCCGUUUUGGUUCUGAUUUGGUUCUGCUUAUGCUUCUCUUCAAUUUUGCUGCUAUUUUAUGUCAGUACCUUUCUGCUCGAAUUUCUUUGGUGACCGGUAGAAAUCUUUCACAGAUUUGCAGUGAAGAGUAUGACAAGUCCACCUGCAUAUUCUUGGGAGUUCUAACAGAGGUUUCAAUGUUUACUUUGGACCUUAACAUGAUUCUGGGCACUGCACAUGGAUUCAAUCUACUUUUUGGGGCAGAUCUACUCACUUGUGUCUUUCUGACUGCUAUUAGUGCUGCCAUAUAUCCACUUUUUGCCAUCCUCUUUGAGAAUGGGAAGACUAAGCUCCUGUGCAUAUUAAUGGCAACCUGUACCUUACUCUUUUAUGUUCUUGGGUUUCUGUUUAGUCAGCCAGAAAUUUCAAUCUCUGCAAGCGGGAUGCUAACAAAGUUAAAUGGGGAGAGUGCAUUUGCCUUAAUGAGUCUUCUUGGAGCAAAUAUCAUGCCUCACAAUUUUUAUCUCCAUUCAUCAAUUGUACAGGUCUCUCUCUCUCUCUCUGGGCAAGAACAGGGACUACUGAAUGUCUCCAAGAGUCUUUUGUGUCAUGACCAUUUUGUUGCCAUCCUAUGCGUAUUCAGUGGCAUGUUCCUGGUCAAUUAUGUGCUGAUGAAUGCUGCAGCAAAUGUUUUCUACAGUACAGGUCUUGUUCAGCUUACUUUUCAGGACACAUUAUCACUAAUGGAUCAGGUAUUUAAGAAUUCAACAGUGCUCCUUGUUUUUCUACUGUUUCUGUUUCUUUCUAGUCAAAUAUCUGCAUACAGUUGGGAUCUUGGUAGACAAGCAGUCCUGCUUGAUUUUUUCGGGUUGGAAAUUCCUGGUUGGCUUCACCAUGCUACAAUCAGAGUCAUUGCCAUCAUUCCUGCCCUUUUUUGCGUAUGGAAUUCAGGUGCUGAAGGCAUAUUUCAAUUGCUAAUAUUUACACAGGUUGUGGUUGCUCUUGUUCUGCCAUCAUCUGUGAUCCCCCUUUUUCGGGUUGCCUCAUCAAGAUCAGUAAUGGGUGUGUACAAGAUUUCUCAGUUUGUGGAAUUCUUAGGCGUGAUCAUGUUUAUUGGAAUUCUGGGCUUAAAGAUUAUAUUUCUCAUUGAGAUGAUAUUUGGGAACAGUGAUUGGGUUGGCAAUUUCAGAUGGAAUGGGGGAAGUAUGAUGUCUGUAUCUUACAUCGUUCUUUUAAUCACUGCUUUUACUUCACUUUUUUUCAUGCUUUGGCUAGCGGCAACACCAUUGAGAUCUGCUAGUUCCCAAUUCAAUGCUUCAGCAUGGAACUGGGACAUAAAAGAUAGAGUAUCUGCAGAGAGAGAGGGAACUGAUUUUAUUGAGAGUAGGCAUGAACAGGUAGAAUUUAUACAAGAGCAGGAAUCUGCAUUAGCAGCAGGAAAGUCAUUUGAGAGCAAUUUAAAUAUGUCUGCCAGCACUGAUUUGAAUUUGCCUGAAACUCUCCUGGAUUCUGAUAAUGUGCUUCAUAUGACCAAUGUUGAGGAAACUGGUCCUGCUCCUAAUGUAAUGCAACUUGCCACCCCUGUUUUCGAUCCAGAGGAAUCAGCUUCCACAGCUGAAACAGAUGUAAUCUCAAAUGUAUGCAGUGAAGGUUCUUUUGGCGAGGUAGUGGAUACUGCCAUCUUAAAAGUAGAAUCAACAGGCUUAGUAGAAAAGACUUUUAGAGCAGGGGGGGAUUUACAAACUAGGAAUGAGGAAGGAAACAAAUGGGAGCCUGAAGAAUCUCUUAAGGGGGUUUCUCAGAUUAGCCCAUCUUUAACAUCUGAAGGUCCAUGCUCAUAUAGGAGUCUCAGUGGGAAAAGUGAUGACAGUGGGAAUGGCACUGGUAGUCUUUCUAGAUUAGCAGGAUUGGGCCGCUCUGCAAGACGUCAAUUUGCUGCAUUUCUUGAUGAGUUCUGGGGACAGCUAUUUGAUUUCCAUGGACAUCCAACAGAAGAAGCCCGGGCUAAGAAACUGAAUAUUCUACUGGGGAUAGAUUCAAAGGUUGAGCCAACACCAGCCGCCUCACUGAAAGUGGACAACAGUGCAAGGGAAUUUACUGGAUACCUUUCAUCUAUGAGCGAAGGAGGAUCUGAUUCUCCUACGAAGUCAAGUGUAUAUAAUUCUCUGAAGUUGCUUGGGGUGCAAGGUAGCAUGGGGACACCGUAUGGGAUCCAAAGGGGGCCAUCUUCAUCAUGGUCUGGCCACAUGCAUCAUUUGUUAGAUGCAUAUUUGCUAAAUUCUGGCCACAAUACUUCUGGUGAAAAGCGCUAUUCUAGUUUGAGAUUUCCACCAUCUUCCGGUGGCAGUGACCAUCAGCCACUCACUACUGUACAUGGCUAUCAGCUCACAUCAUAUCCCAGUCGAAUUGCUAAAGAAACAAGGCCUGAUUAUUUAACUUGCCAAACGGAGGCACUAUGCCCCAAAUCCCCAUCUUUGAGCACUUCUUAUUACAAAGAUCCACUCACUUUCUCUUUGGGACGGAAACCAAAAAGUGGAUUAAGCACUAUGACACCUCCUGGUUUUUCUACCCCCUCUGUAUCUAGAAAUACUAUAUUGAAGUCUGAAAGACAAUUUGCUGGCCUUACCUCUCCGAUACCUGCUGAGAAUCUUAAUAGUGCAGCUAAUGAGAAGAAGUUCCGUAGCUUGCCGGACAUAUCAGGACUCUCUCUUCCUUAUCGGAACUCAUAUUUGGCUGGUAGAAGCUCUCAGUUGGAUAGUGCAUGUGGUUAUGGACCAUCUCUAUACUCGACUACUUCAUUGAAGGCUGGAACAACCUUGAAAGGUGGUAAUCUUUCUCCUUCGGAACCAUACACCUCACAAUUCAGAUUGAGCUCAGACACUGGAUCCCUGUGGUCCACACAACCUUCUGAAGAGUUUGGUGUGGCUAAUACAGCGCACACAUUCAAGGAUGAGGGAGCUGGGGAUAGGCAAAGUUCAGUUACUUCAGAAACUGCGUCACUCAUGGAUAUGGAAGCAAAGCUACUCCGGUCUUUUAGAAACUGUGUCAUGAAGCUUUUGAAACUUGAAGGUUCUGACUGGUUAUUUAGACAGAAUGAUGGCGUUGAUGAAGAUCUUAUAGAUCGUGUGGCCGCAAGGGAGAAAUUCCUUUAUGAAGCAGAGACUAGGGAGAUGAAUCUAGUGGCCCACGUGGGUGAAUCUCAAUCUUCUUUUGACAGGAAGCCAGUUUCUUCCCUGAAAAAUGAUGAUACAGACAAUGCCAAGUUUUUAGUUUCUUCAGUUCAUUGUGGAGAGGGCUGUGUUUGGAGAGUUGAUCUGAUAAUAAGCUUUGGGGUGUGGUGCAUUCACCGGAUUCUUGAGCUCUCGUUAAUAGAAAGUAGGCCAGAGCUGUGGGGGAAAUACACUUAUGUACUAAACCGUCUUCAGGGGAUUAUUGAUCUGGCCUUUUUCAAGCCUCGAACCCCAAUGGCACCCUGCUUGUGUCUGCAAAUCCCAGGGGCGCACCAGCAGAGAUCGAGCCCGCCUAUUUCAAAUGGAAGCUUGCCUCCACCUGCGGAGCAGGGGAGGGGGAAAUGCACAACUGCAGCAAUGCUCUUGGACAUAAUCAAGAAUGUCGAGAUCGAAAUAUCGGGCCGAAAGGGUCGAACAGGCACCGCAGCUGGCGACGUAGCUUUCCCGAAAGGGAAAGAGAAUCUGGCAUCUGUUCUCAAACGCUACAAGCGUUGGUUGUCGAACAAACCAGUUAGCUCACAUGAAGGGGGGUCUGGGUCGCGCAAGGUUAACACCCAAGUCCACUAAAAAACUGGGCGGAUUAUGAUGUACACGAGUUGUUUGAUUUUGAGAAGCAGCUCAUUGCUCAUCCUCUUGUUACUGGGAUCUCUCUCUCUCUCUCUCUCUCUCUCUCUCUCAUAUGUGUAUUAAAUCUUUUGCUGCAUUUUAGUUUGGAUGCACUCUCUAUAUGUGCAUAGGAUAAGAUUGCUGCUUAAUGCAAUUUGCAGCAGGGUGGAAGAAAGAAAAGUUCCCAGUCAUGCUCUCUCUCUCUCUCAGGUCAUGUUACAGACGAUGAGCAGACAAGGAAUGGCUGCCUCGGACCCAGUUAAGCUCACACCGGUUUUGUUUGUCUUUUUUGCUCGCUCUUUGGGCUACUGAUAUGCGUAAUGUGCUUGUCUAUGUACUCUAAUCUCUCCCUCCCUCGUUUAAAUUUUCUAAAGCUACUAAAAGCUUAUUUAAAGGAGCUGAGCCGAGUAAGAUUGCUCAAGAUCAUAAAUUUAAGUGAAAUAAUUUAAUUUUUGUAAAAUACAAGGUAAGAUUACGUAAUAAAAGCACGGCUAGGGUUAGGGUUAGGUUUA
Diospyros lotus (date-plum) is the source of this 5328-nucleotide messenger RNA. RefSeq names its product ethylene-insensitive protein 2-like. The coding region runs from base 866 to 4777 and encodes 1303 amino acids. The transcript is spliced from 10 exons. The record is from RefSeq and is a predicted model, not a curated record. Gene Ontology annotation, biological process: metal ion transport; ethylene-activated signaling pathway. Lineage: Eukaryota; Viridiplantae; Streptophyta; Magnoliopsida; Ericales; Ebenaceae. Gene Ontology annotation, cellular component: membrane. Gene Ontology annotation, molecular function: cadmium ion transmembrane transporter activity; manganese ion transmembrane transporter activity.